Aspergillus ibericus CBS 121593 is the source of this 965-nucleotide messenger RNA. Its product is annotated as putative extracellular SCP domain protein Pry1. Lineage: Eukaryota; Fungi; Ascomycota; Eurotiomycetes; Eurotiales; Aspergillaceae. The transcript is spliced from 2 exons. Bases 174 to 965 code for a protein of 263 amino acids. The record is from RefSeq and is a predicted model, not a curated record. Gene Ontology annotation, cellular component: extracellular region.
GUCAUGUUUCAUCAUGGACCGCAUUGGCGCUACUACCAGCCCAUUGUUUUAAUAUAAAAGAAGCAUCGCUGAUAUUUAUACUACAUUCACAACCUCCCUCCAACCAAGCCAAUGCCAAAGUCAAAGUCAAAGAAUUGAAUUCGAACUGAAAAGACCAUGACCUCACACUCAACAUGCCCUUCCACCCACUACCCAAAAUCCUACUUAAAAUCCUACCCAACCUCCUCACCAUCACCAUAAUAACCACCCUCCUAAGCGCUCUCGUCACAGCACAACAACAACAACACACAACAAUAAUCAUAACCGUAACCGCCACGCCGACCACCCCUCCCAACCCCCCCUCCUACACCUCCCCAGCCCUCUUCCAAAACUCCAUCCUAAACGUCACCAACACCUACCGCAACGCCCACAACGCAUCAAACCUCACCUGGAACACCACCCUCACCGAAUACGCCCAAUCCUGGGCUGAACAAUGUAAAUGGCAGCAUUCGAACGGCCCCUACGGCGAAAACCUCGCCUUCGGAUACCCCAACACGACAACCUCAAUCUGCGCAUGGGGCGACGAAAGCCAACAUUACGAUUUCAAGCUCCCUACGGGCUUUAGUGAAGAGACGGGCCAUUUCACGCAACUCGUGUGGCGGGCGACGCGACAGGUGGGAUGUGCGGCCGUGGAUUGUGGGUUGAAUGGGACGCGGAAUGCCUCGACGGGGGAGUUUGUGCAUCCGCAGGGGUGGUUUUUGGUGUGUGAGUAUGCGCCGCGGGGGAAUGUGAUGGGCGGGGAUCGGAGGUGGGGCGAUAAGGAGUUUUUUAGGAUUAAUGUUCAGGAGGGGAGGGAGUAUAAUGGGCCGGAUGUGACGGGGAGUGAGAGUUCGGCGGAUGGGGGGUGGAGGGGGAGGAGAAGGGGGUGGUUGAUGUUGUGGUUGUGGUGGUGGGUUGGGGUUGGGGUUGGGAUUGGGGUGUUGUAG